Kockovaella imperatae is the source of this 1166-nucleotide messenger RNA. RefSeq names its product P-loop containing nucleoside triphosphate hydrolase protein. The record is from RefSeq and is a predicted model, not a curated record. The coding region runs from base 48 to 1166 and encodes 372 amino acids. The transcript has 6 exons. Gene Ontology annotation, biological process: double-strand break repair via homologous recombination. Gene Ontology annotation, cellular component: nucleus; Smc5-Smc6 complex; site of double-strand break. Gene Ontology annotation, molecular function: damaged DNA binding; ATP hydrolysis activity; single-stranded DNA binding. NCBI's taxonomy places the organism in Eukaryota, Fungi, Basidiomycota, Tremellomycetes, Tremellales, Cuniculitremaceae.
UUUGUUUUCCUUUGCCCAUACCUGUCAGCUAUUGAUGCGCGGACAGGAUGGCCACCUCACCCGCCAAAAGACAAUUACAGGACGAGGAUCGAGAUGAGUCUGAACAGGGUAGCUCUAGAGCCCCCACUCCAGUGCCCAAAAGGGUGAAAAGAGAACCUAGCCUGGCUCGAAGGGCAUCGAGAGGUGUCAGUAGAGCUGCCGGCGAACCUUCCGCCACGUCAGAUCAUGAUUCAGAAUCGGAACUGGACAACUCAGAAUACGAGAGUGAACUUGAAGCCCCGACAGACGACGAGGAGCACUUUGACGACGAUGAAGCCAAUGUCAAGGCUUACGAGGAAGCCAAGGCCAAAACGGGCGACAUAUUUGGCUGGGCCUCAGACGCAGGGAUCAUCAAGCAGGUCAUACUGGUCGACUUCAUGUGUCACAGACACUUCUCGGUCGAGCUGGGCAACCGCAUGAAUUUCAUCGUCGGUCAUAAUGGGAUGCUCACGGGCAUCGCUGUUGCUCUUGGCGGCAAGGCAGCCGUGACGGGGCGUGGUCAAGGACUGAAAGACCUUAUCCGGAGAGACGCAGACAAAGCAGUGGUAACCGUCAUCAUGUCCAACGAGGGACCCGAAGCGUUCAAGCCUGAGCUAUACGGCUCACAGAUCGUUAUUGAAAGAACGCUGCACAAGAACGGCGGUUCAAGCUACAGAUUCCGGGCAACUCGAGACGGAAAGAUCAUCGCUCAGAAGAGGGACGAGUUGAACGAAAUAUGCGCCAACUUCAGUAUUACCAUCGACUCUCCCCUCACCAUUCUGACUCAGGAUGCCGCGAGAAGCUUUCUACAGAAUGCGACUGACGAGAUGUUGUACAAGUUUUUCCUCGAAGGGACCGGACUAGAUAGUCUCUCCGCAUACUAUCAGAAGAUGCAGCUUCAGGGGGAACAGCUGAAAAACAUUGCGGAUUCUCAAGCUGAGAAAAUUCCUUUGAAAGAGAUUGAAGUGGAUCAGCUGCAUCGUCAAGUCGCAGCUUCCAGGCGUAUAGUGGAACUGCAAGCCAAGAUCACGAGACUUACGAGCGAAUUAGCUUGGGCGUAUAUACGGGACAAGGAAACGGUUCGUACAGGAGAGGUGAAUUCAAGAUGCUUCAUUCUGACCCAACACAGGAGCUCGAGGACACAGUGA